Molecule: messenger RNA, 1550 nt
Organism: Eruca vesicaria subsp. sativa (arugula)
Lineage: Eukaryota; Viridiplantae; Streptophyta; Magnoliopsida; Brassicales; Brassicaceae
Source: the annotation of a GenBank genome assembly
AAAAAAAAAAACUUUACCGUAUUUUUAUUUUUAUCUCCAUAAAGUAUGAAGAGUAUCUUCAAGCUACCAGCGCUUGUUCUGUUUCUACUACUAACCAUGUCGGAGCUAGCUUCGGGUCAACCCAACGGAUCCGACCCGAACAACCCUUAUGACUACGGCGGCAGGUUAAGCCCCGUCAUGGCAGGCGUCGUGGUCGUGGUGAUCGCUCUUCUCUUCUUCAUGGGCUUCUUCACCAUCUACCUCCGUCACUGCACUAACGCAUCCUCAGACGGCAGCGUUAAUCCACGUGUCGGAACCAGGAGAGUAGUAAACGCGACCGUGGCGCGUGGGGUAGACGCGUCGACGAUCGAGACGUUCCCUACUUUCGUCUACUCUGAGGUGAAGACGCAGAAGAUAGGUAAAGGCGCGUUGGAGUGUGCGAUAUGUCUGAACGAGUUCGAGGACGACGAAACGCUGCGUUUGUUGCCUAAGUGUGAUCACGUGUUCCAUCCUCACUGUAUUGACGCGUGGUUAAAAAGUCACGUGACUUGUCCGGUUUGUCGGACCAAUCUCGCUGAACAAAUAGAGCAGAGAGUUGACCCGGUUGAACCGGAAGUAGUAACCGAAAUUGAUAUCGAGUUGCAGCAAACGGUUGUUCCUGAACCGGUAACACGUGUCAAGCUUCCGAGGUCGCAUACGACGGGGCAUUCGGUGGUGUUACCUGGAGAAUGUACGGAGCGGUUUACGUUAAGGUUACCGGAAGAAUUGAGGAAGAAGAUAAUGGCGAAUUGGAAGAUGAACCGGUCGAAUAGUGUUUUGGUUCGGUCGAGGAGUGGUAAACGGGUUGAACGGUCAAGGGCUCGAUCGGACCGGUGGUUGUUUAUUAAAACACCGUCGUUUUUGUGGAGGAGUAGGGAUGAUGGUUCCAUUAGGCUAGGUAGUACCAAAGCAAAUGCAAUAACUAGUCCAACCGGUGAUUCGGUACGAGCAGACCGGUGGAAUUUUCUUAGAAAUCCGUCGUUUAUGUGGAGGAGUACGCCGGUUCCUUCGCCGAGAGUUAAGGACGGUGAAGGAACAUCGUCGGUUCAAGAUCAGAAUACCGGUACAAUUGGUUUAUCUAGUGGUUCCGUUAGGUUACCGGUUUAGGCUGUUCUCUUAUUCUAUCAAACAUGUUUUGUGCAUUGUUCAUAACUUGGUACAAAAAAAUUUACGUAAUUCUUUUAUUUUCUUUUUUUCUUGUAAGAUAUUAAAAGUCAAUCCCAUGGACAAGGAGAUUGUUUUGUUUUAUAUGAUGUUUUUGAGUUUUUCUUCAGAAAGACAGGAUCAUUAUAAGUCAAACAAAGAACAACGAGUCGGAUAAUGGGUGGAGAUUGGCUCUCUAUUCUUUAAAAAACAAAAACAAAAAAAAGUCUUAUUCGUCGACCAAGAAUAUACAUAAAAGAGAAGAUACUAGUCUUUUUUCUUCGAACAUGAAUAUUCAUAAUAAUCGGUUUAUUUGUAAAUAGUUAAAUCAAUAAUAUGAAAAGUGUUUUACUCAUCGAAUACAAUAGAUCAUAGUUAACAAUUUUUUU